Messenger RNA from Balearica regulorum gibbericeps (East African grey crowned-crane), 552 nucleotides. The record is from RefSeq and is a predicted model, not a curated record. NCBI's taxonomy places the organism in Eukaryota, Metazoa, Chordata, Aves, Gruiformes, Gruidae.
AUGCCAACCGGACUGCAAGGGCAGAGCGUCUCUUCGGGAAGCUCCGAAAUCAAAUCUGACGACGAGGGAGACGAAAACCUCCAGGACACAAAGUCUUCUGAGGACAAGAAACUAGAGGAUGACAAGAAGGAUAUCAAAUCAAUUACUAGGUCAAGAUCUAGCAAUAACGAUGACGAAGACCUGACACCGGAGCAGAAGGCCGAGAGGGAAAAGGAAAGGAGAAUGGCCAACAACGCUCGGGAGCGCCUUCGCGUCCGCGACAUCAACGAGGCUUUCAAGGAGUUGGGCCGGAUGGUGCAGCUCCAUCUGAAGAGCGACAAGCCCCAGACCAAGCUCCUGAUUUUACACCAGGCUGUGGCUGUCAUCCUCAGCUUAGAGCAGCAAGUCAGAGAAAGAAAUCUGAAUCCUAAAGCAGCGUGUCUGAAAAGAAGGGAAGAAGAGAAAGUCUCUUCAGAUCCUCCUCCGCUUUCCCUGGCAGGACCCCACCCCGGGAUGGGAGAUGCCUCCAAUCACAUGGGACAGAUGUCCAAGUUGCCACAUUUCUUCAUUUAA